Molecule: messenger RNA, 1135 nt
Organism: Bipolaris sorokiniana ND90Pr
Lineage: Eukaryota; Fungi; Ascomycota; Dothideomycetes; Pleosporales; Pleosporaceae
Exons: 6
Coding region: 1-837 (278 amino acids)
Biological process (GO): signal transduction
Cellular component (GO): cytoplasm
Source: RefSeq, a predicted model, not a curated record
AUGGCGACUGAGACUUUCCUCGCCCGGCUGUGCGAACAGGCUGAGCGCUACGAUGAGAUGGUCACGUACAUGAAGGUCGCUGGUGAACUCACCGUUGACGAGCGCAACCUUCUGUCCGUCGCCUACAAGAACGUCGUUGGUACCCGACGCGCGUCAUGGCGCAUCAUUUCCUCGAUCGAGCAAAAGGAAGAGUCCAAGGGUACCGAGAAGCACGUUGGCACCAUCCGUGACUACCGCCAAAAGAUCGAGACCGAGCUUGAGCAGGUUUGCCAGGAUGUCCUCAACGUCCUCGACGACUCCCUCAUCCCCAAGGCCGAGUCCGGCGAGUCCAAGGUCUUCUACCACAAGAUGAAGGGAGACUACCACCGCUACCUAGCUGAAUUCGCUUCCGGUGAGAAGCGCAAGGUUGCCGCCACUGCUGCACACGAGGCCUACAAGACGGCCACCGAUGUUGCCCAGACUGAGCUCACACCCACGCACCCCAUCCGUCUCGGCCUUGCCCUGAACUUCUCGGUCUUCUACUACGAGAUCCUGAACUCGCCCGACCGUGCUUGCCACCUUGCCAAGCAGGCUUUCGACGACGCCAUUGCCGAGCUCGACUCGCUCUCUGAGGAGUCUUACCGUGACAGCACCCUCAUUAUGCAGCUUCUCCGUGACAACCUCACUCUCUGGACGUCAUCAGACGGCAACGAGGGCGAGGGUGCCGCUGUCGACGCGCCCAAGGACGAGGCCAAGCCCGCCGAGGACGCAGCAGCUGCAACCGAGGCCAAGCCCGCCGAGGACGCAGCAGCUGCAACCGAGGCCAAGCCUGAGGAAACACCUGCUGCUGCCGCUUAAGCGCACUCUUCCUGCUUCGACCUUGUAUAUCCUCAGCCGUCGUCAUCUGUUCUCGAAUAGACGAAGGAGGCCGGUAGCGAGCGUCCUACGGAGUUGUACGUGUUCUGUGUGAUUUCAAAAAUUGGCUUUGGCAGCAAGCGGUUCGGUACGGUCGAAUUCCCCCAUGACUGAAAUGUAUUUCCCUUUAAAUAUCCUGUAUCGCCAGCGCUAUCCUAUCGAGCACGCAGUGUGCUGACAUCUUGUGUCAAAACAACGAUUGCAGCACUUCUGAUGCCCUCUCUGCGAGGGCGAGGGCUGC